Messenger RNA from Argentina anserina (silverweed cinquefoil), 1485 nucleotides. Its product is annotated as sphinganine C4-monooxygenase 1. The coding region runs from base 290 to 1063 and encodes 257 amino acids. Gene Ontology annotation, cellular component: endoplasmic reticulum membrane. NCBI's taxonomy places the organism in Eukaryota, Viridiplantae, Streptophyta, Magnoliopsida, Rosales, Rosaceae. Gene Ontology annotation, molecular function: oxidoreductase activity; iron ion binding. The record is from RefSeq and is a predicted model, not a curated record. The transcript has 2 exons. Gene Ontology annotation, biological process: lipid biosynthetic process.
UUAAUAUUCCAAAACCAAAGCCUACACCUUUUUUGUCUUUGAAAAAUCCAAACUUGACCUACUUUCAUGGUCUUUAACCCGAUCCCAGUUUCUCAUUUCAGUCAUAGUUUGGAAAGGAGAAGCCUUUAACUAGUUUAGGGUUAGGUUUCUUUUGUCUUUGGAUACCCAAAAGAAGAAGGGGAAGGAAUCACCACCACCCAAAUCAUCUGAUAUGCUUUUUGGGUUCACUAGUUGAUCAAAGUUUGAGUCUUUUUGUGUGUUUGGGGGUGUUGUUUUAGAUAUAUCAAAGAUGGGAUUUGAGGUUUCUGAUGAGCUAUUGGGAACUGUCGUCCCAGUUUUGGUAUAUUGGGUAUAUUCUGGGAUUUAUGUGUUGAUGGAUUCGUUUGACGAGUAUCGACUUCACACCAGGAAAGAUGAGGAUGAGAAGAAUUUGGUGACUAAGAGAACCGUGGUGAAAGGUGUUCUUCUUCAGCAAACCAUUCAGGCUGUUGUUGCUAUCAUUUUGUUCACGGUGACAGGAGAUGAUGGUGCAUCUGCAGAUGUGAAGCAUUCUUUCAUUGAUCUAGCAAGACAAUUUGUUACUGCAAUGUUAGUUUUGGAUACCUGGCAAUACUUUAUGCACAGAUACAUGCAUCACAACAAGUUCUUAUACAAGCAUAUCCAUUCUCAACAUCACAGGCUUGUUGUGCCCUAUGCAUUUGGAGCUCUUUACAAUCACCCUGUAGAGGGUCUUCUCCUUGAUACGAUUGGUGGGGCCUUAUCUUUUCUCCUCUCUGGUAUGUCUCCUCGAGCCUCCAUUUUCUUCUUCUCCUUUGCCACCAUCAAGACAGUAGACGAUCACUGUGGAUUAUGGCUUCCCGGGAACCUCUUUCAUGUACUAUUCAGAAACAAUACUGCUUACCAUGACGUUCACCAUCAGCUCUAUGGAAACAAGUAUAACUUCUCACAGCCGUUCUUUGUGAUGUGGGAUAGAAUACUUGGUACCUAUAUGCCGUACUCAUUGGAGAAGAGAACAGGUGGGGGUUUUGAAGUGCGACCUGUAAAAGAAGUGAAGGAGAUUUGAUUCUUACUGAGGAACACGAAUGCCCUCUACGGCUCUACCUGUAAAAGAAGUGGAGGAGAUCUGAUUUUUACGAGGAACACGAAUGCACUCGAAUCGAUUGUACCAGUAUUAUUCUUUUCCUCUCAGGGAACCACCGAACCACACUGCUUAUAUUUUGUAUAUACAUAUAUGAUGUUGUGCCUUAUUCUUUUGAGUUCCUUCUUGAAGAUUGAGUGUUAAAACUUACCAUGUUGAACGGAGAAUUCUUGUACCGAUAGUAGCUCUCGUGGUUUCAGUCGUGCCAGGCUAUGUUGUUAUGAAGUUCAUUUGUUUUUGGAUCUGAUAUGGAACAACUGCCAUUUUUACUUGUUUGUCCAAAUUCCUGUACAUAAUUCGUAUUCUAUUUGGUGAAGAUAAUGCAGCUUUUGUGGGUUUUUGUUCAA